Messenger RNA from Rubroshorea leprosula, 1693 nucleotides. The record is from the annotation of a GenBank genome assembly. Lineage: Eukaryota; Viridiplantae; Streptophyta; Magnoliopsida; Malvales; Dipterocarpaceae.
CCCCACUAAACCCCUCGUUUAUUCUGUUAACAGCUUCAGGCUUCAGUUUCUCCCAUUUGCAAUAUUCCGGAAUGGCUCGCACGGUCAAAAACCCUAAGAAGGCCAAGAGAAAGAACAAGGGAUCGAACAAGGGAGAUGGGUCGUCAUCUUCUUCAGUGCCGUCGAUGCCGACUAGGGUUUGGCAACCGGGCGUCGACAAGUUGGAGGAAGGAGAAGAGCUUCAGUGCGACCCCUCUGCUUACAAUUCUCUUCAUGCUUUUCACAUUGGCUGGCCCUGUUUGAGCUUUGAUAUCGUGCGCGAUACAUUGGGUUCAGACCGGAAGGACUUCCCACACACGGUUUAUUUCGUCACUGGAACUCAGGCCGAGAAAGCUGCUUGGAAUUCUAUUGGAGUAUUUAAAGUCAGUAAUGUUUCCGGGAAAAGACGGGAACUAAUUCCUGCUAAAUCUGAGGAUGACUCUGAUAUGGAGAGUGAGGGUGAUGAUAGUGAAGAUGAGGAAGAUGGUGGAUCUGGCACACCUGUUUUGCAGUUGCGAAAGGUAGCACAUCACGGUUGUGUUAAUCGUAUACGGGCCAUGACACAGCAACCCCAUAUAUGUGCAUCAUGGGCUGAUAGUGGUCAUGUUCAGGUAUGGGAUUUAAGUUCUCAUCUGAAUGCUUUAGCUGAGUCAGAAACCGAAGGUGUCCAGGGAGCUUCUUCUGUUUGUAAUCAAGCUCCUUUAGUUAAUUUCCGUGGCCACAAAGAUGAAGGCUAUGCAAUAGAUUGGAGUCCCAUUGUUCCAGGAAGGCUUGUAACUGGGGAUUGUAAGAACUGUAUUCAUCUAUGGGAACCUACCUCUGGUUCUGCAUGGAAUAUUGAUGCCACUCCAUAUAUAGGCCAUUCUGCAAGUGUGGAAGAUCUACAAUGGAGUCCUACAGAACCUAAUGCAUUUGUCUCUUGUUCGGUGGAUGGGACCAUUGCAAUUUGGGAUACCCGUUUGGGGAAGACACCAGCAGCUUCCUUCAAGGCACAUGAGGCAGAUGUAAAUGUUAUCUCAUGGAACAGGCAGGCUAGUUGUAUGUUAGCAUCUGGAAGUGAUGAUGGGACAUUUUCUAUCCAUGAUUUUAGAUUGCUAAAGGAAGGAAAUACUGUUGUAGCUCAUUUUAAAUACCAUAAAUACCCUGUGACAUCUAUUGAGUGGAGUCCACACGAAGCCUCCACUUUGGCUGUUUCAUCAUCUGAUAAUCAACUAACAAUAUGGGACCUUUCCUUAGAAAAGGAUGAGGAAGAGGAGGCGGAGUUCAAAGCUCAAACAAAAGAGCAAGUAAACACCCCUGAAGAUUUACCACCUCAGCUUCUCUUUGUUCAUCAGGGACAGAAAGACUUGAAAGAACUUCACUGGCAUACUCAGAUUCCAGGGAUGCUUGUAUCCACUGCAGCAGAUGGUUUUAACAUCCUGAUGCCUUCGAACAUACAGAGUACCAUCCCCUCCAAUGGUGCUGCUUAAAAUUUGAGUUUGGUCAAUGGAAUGCUUCCUUAAUAGAAGCAUGGCAUAUAUUUGAUACAUGCUCCGGAUCUCAUUGCAGUGAUGUUAAGAAUAAGCAGCUUUCAUACAUGUACAAAAUUUUGGUGUUUAUGCUUCUGUAUGGUAUUUUUUGGUAAUGUAUUGCUUUUUGCUCCCAAAGAUUUUUGAAAGAAAGAGUUUGGUCAUGA